AUGUCUUCAAACAGGAUACUCGAAAACGAUCUUCCAAUUGAUCCAACAACCAAGUAUACAAAUUGGGAUUGUCCUGAAGCAAUAAAUUUUCCAUUAUUCCUAUCAACUCUAAAGGACCUUCAUCAAACCGGCUCAUUGCCAACAACUUUUGUAUCUAAUGAAAUAAAGAAUGCUCAUAGUGACGUUAAAACGUAUGGAUUAUAUGAGCUGGUUAGACGAUUGUCCUUGCGAGUUAAUGAGGUAUUAAAUGAAUUGGCAGAAGACGGUGAUAAAAAUAAUGAAUGGUAUUUCGUAUUGGUAGACGGGUUUUUACUAUACUAUGACCCUGAGGUUAUAAAAGAGUUAGAUGUUAAAUUGUUUGUUAGGGCAGAUCAUGAUACCUUAAAGCAACGAAGAGAGGAUCGGGCUGGAUAUAUUACAGUUGAAGACCCUCCCGAUUAUUUUGAUAAAAUAGUUUGGCCGAGUUAUGUUGAAUUUCACAAACAUUUGUCUAUUAAUGGUGUGAAAAGUGGACAUACGGUUAUUGAAGAUCUUGUGGUUUUAGAUACAAAUAAUGAAGAAAAUUUUGGUGAAAAUCUUGAAGAAGCUGUUGAAACUGUGAUAAGAUUUAUUGAAAGAAGCUAUAAUAUAUCGAUAUUAUAA
Molecule: messenger RNA, 642 nt
Organism: Racocetra fulgida
Lineage: Eukaryota; Fungi; Glomeromycota; Glomeromycetes; Diversisporales; Gigasporaceae
Source: the annotation of a GenBank genome assembly